AUGGCAGUGUUCCAUGAUGAGGUGGAGAUUGAAGACUUCACAUAUGACGAAGAGAAGGAGCUGUAUCAUUAUCCUUGCCCUUGUGGAGAUCGAUUCGAAAUCACAAAAGAAAUGCUUGAAAUGGGGGAAGACGUUGCUACAUGUCCGAGUUGUUCCUUGAUAGUCCGUGUUAUCUACGAUCCGGAUGAGUUUAUUAAGAUGGAAACAUUGACGAUAUCAUCACAGCAGGCUGUGCUCACUAAUUCUAAUUGA
Necator americanus (New World hookworm) is the source of this 252-nucleotide messenger RNA. RefSeq lists its product as uncharacterized. Bases 1 to 252 code for a protein of 83 amino acids. Lineage: Eukaryota; Metazoa; Nematoda; Chromadorea; Rhabditida; Ancylostomatidae. The transcript has 2 exons. The record is from RefSeq and is a predicted model, not a curated record.